AUGGCUUGGAUCGAGUCGAGCCCUGGCAUCUGGGGAAGACCUCUCGCACUGACCGAAAUUGGAAUGAUAGCACCUCUUGCCAGCUUGCUGCCUUCAAAUCCUGCGUACCCUGCAACGCAAGUUGUCUCUGCCUUACGGAGUGCUUGGAAGGCCCUGAGGUUGUUGCGGUCUCCUGACAUUGCAACAACAUUCAAAGAUGGCCAGAAAAUCUACAGCGUAACAAAUUCAGAGGAUCUGGAGAAAUGGCUCGAGGAUACGUUCACGUUGAAAGACAUAACCACUAGCCUCAAGGAUGCUGUUCGCGAUGAGCAGCUCAAAGCAACACUUCUUCCUACGCUUGCCCUACUACCAGAGACUGCAACAGAGAGUAAUUUCAUCGGCUCGGUUAUUCUUUUCAUUAGUCAUUGGCGGACUGAGGCUGCAGGCGUUUUCAAGAUGCUAGACCAGAUAUUCGACUAUGCCGAGGAUUUACUUACUGGUUCAUCUACCGCAGCAGCACUAGAGACGCACGUAUUGGGAAGUGAGGCCAAUCUUUUGACACCAGCACUCGACGAUAUCUUUAUGUCAGGAAAAAGACCCUCUGACGAGGCUAAGGCUCGUGUGACACAAGACUUCUCAAACUACUAUGCUAACUUCCCACCGCUGGACUACCCUAUGCAAAGAGAACCUACAGCAUCACCCUCAUAUCUUAAAGUCAACCAACGCACAUACACAGUGUCAUCGACUUCAACCCUGGUCGCCUCAUGUAAAGCCAAUAAUGUCACAAUCACAGCUGCCGUCCAUGCAGCGUAUCUCGGUGCAGUCUGGCAGCUUGCAAGCCCGGAAAGCGAGAAACGGAGCUACGCCUCGAUCAUGCCAGCACAACUUCGAACGCGUCUCCCCAAAUCAUCACCAUAUCGCGAACAAGGAUGUUGGGACUCGGCUCGAAUGCUUCUUCUCACCGCACCACCUGACCAGGACUUCCUGACAAGAGCCCAAAACCUGAAGACACAAUACGCUCGAGCAAACACGGACGAAUGGCUCUACGACGACAUCGGUCAAAUACCUGUCCAGAUGGGGUUGCCUCCAGCAAGCGACUACCCUCUGCCAAUUUCCAUGCCAUAUUUCACCAGUAUCGGUGUGCUAGAUAAUGAAGUAAUAGUGCCCGACCACGGCGGGUUUCAGGUAAAUUAUCUCACUUUCUGGGCUGAUUCGACCAUGCCAGGUAUCGUGUUGAGGCUGUGGACUUUUAAAAAGAGAUUGAAUGUCCAGAUACAGUGGAAUGCGGCUUAUCAUAGUGGUGCGUCUAUUCAGCGGACUCUGGAUAUUAUUGAGGAGAUAUUGAAGCAGGAACUUGGAAUGACUGUGGAUGUUGAGCGAAGUAGUGUCGAGGAGUAUAAUGGCUGA
This is a messenger RNA of Lithohypha guttulata, 1386 nucleotides long. RefSeq lists its product as uncharacterized. The record is from RefSeq and is a predicted model, not a curated record. The transcript has 2 exons. Bases 1 to 1386 code for a protein of 461 amino acids. Lineage: Eukaryota; Fungi; Ascomycota; Eurotiomycetes; Chaetothyriales; Trichomeriaceae.